Messenger RNA from Equus quagga, 1559 nucleotides. RefSeq names its product actin related protein 2/3 complex subunit 1B (gene ARPC1B). The transcript has 10 exons. Gene Ontology annotation, cellular component: actin cytoskeleton; Arp2/3 protein complex. Gene Ontology annotation, molecular function: actin filament binding. Bases 155 to 1273 code for a protein of 372 amino acids. Gene Ontology annotation, biological process: Arp2/3 complex-mediated actin nucleation. Lineage: Eukaryota; Metazoa; Chordata; Mammalia; Perissodactyla; Equidae. The record is from RefSeq and is a predicted model, not a curated record.
CCUGGUCCCCGCCCCGGUCCCCGGGGGCGAGGCUGGGAGGCCCCGCCCCCCGCCCACGAGGAAGUGGCUGCGGCGAGGCGAGGGGCCCAGAGCCGGUUCGGCGCGUCGACUGCCCAGAGUCCGCGGCCGGGGCGCCCCGAGGAGCCGAGCGGCCAUGGCCUACCACAGCUUCCUGGUGGAGCCCAUCAGCUGCCACGCCUGGAACAAGGACCGCACACAGAUUGCCAUCUGCCCCAACAACCACGAGGUGCACAUCUAUGAGAAGAGCGGGGCCAAAUGGGUCAAGGUGCACGAGCUCAAGGAGCACAACGGGCAGGUGACAGGCAUCGACUGGGCCCCCGAGAGUAACCGCAUCGUGACCUGCGGCACAGACCGCAACGCCUACGUGUGGACGCUGAAGGGUCACACAUGGAAGCCCACGCUUGUCAUCCUGCGGAUCAACCGGGCCGCUCGCUGCGUGCGCUGGGCCCCCAAUGAGAACAAGUUCGCUGUGGGCAGCGGCUCCCGGGUCAUCUCCAUCUGCUACUUCGAGCAGGAAAAUGACUGGUGGGUGUGCAAACACAUCAAGAAGCCCAUUCGCUCCACCGUCCUCAGCCUCGACUGGCACCCCAACAACGUGCUCCUGGCCGCCGGCUCCUGCGACUUCAAGUGCCGGAUCUUCUCAGCCUACAUCAAGGAGGUGGAAGAGCGGCCGGCCCCCACCCCAUGGGGCUCCAAGAUGCCCUUUGGGGAGCUGAUGUUCGAGUCCAGCAGUAGCUGCGGCUGGGUGCACGGCGUCUGCUUUUCAGCCAGCGGCAGCCGCGUGGCCUGGGUCAGCCAUGACAGCACCGUGUGCCUGGCCGAUGCUGAGAAGAAGAUGGCUGUUGCGACUCUGGCCUCUGAAACGCUGCCGCUGCUGGCCCUGACCUUCAUUACAGACAACAGUCUGGUGGCAGCGGGCCACGACUGCUUCCCGGUGCUGUUUACCUACGACGGCGCCGCGGGGACGCUGAGCUUCGGGGGGCGGCUGGACGUGCCCAAGCAGAACUCGCAGCGCGGCUUGACGGCCCGCGAGCGCUUCCAGAACCUCGACAGGAAGGCGAGCUCGGAGGGCGGCGCGGCCACGGGCGCCGGUCUGGACUCGCUGCACAAGAACAGCGUCAGCCAGAUCUCGGUGCUCAGCGGGGGAAAGGCCAAGUGCUCGCAGUUCUGCACUACGGGCAUGGACGGCGGCAUGAGCAUCUGGGAUGUGAAGAGCUUGGAAUCAGCCUUGAAGGACCUCAAGAUCAAAUGACCUGCCAGGAUUAUGUGGCCCUCAUCCCAGCUGCUGGGGGAAGGGGUGAGGGAGGCUACGGUCGCUUUGCUGAAUGUUUCUAGGGUACCAGUUUGGGGCGCCACAGGAGCUGCUCCCUCAGGAGGGGAGGGGAAGGGGUGGGAAGCUUUUCUUACCUGUUGAAGGAACACGUGCCUUUUUCUUAAAGAAAUGCUUUCGUUUCUUGUAAAAAUUAUCCCCAAAGCACUCUGCUGGUCAUGAACUGCUUCAAAACUGGAGGUAAUAAAAAUGCAAUUGUAGAAAUGCU